Messenger RNA from Dryobates pubescens (Downy woodpecker), 819 nucleotides. RefSeq names its product COMM domain containing 10 (gene COMMD10). The coding region runs from base 18 to 617 and encodes 199 amino acids. Lineage: Eukaryota; Metazoa; Chordata; Aves; Piciformes; Picidae. The transcript has 7 exons. The record is from RefSeq and is a predicted model, not a curated record.
GGGCCGCGGAGGCAGACAUGGCGGCGACCGUAGUUCCGGAGAGUGACAGCAUCCGCAGAGCCGUGUCGCUGCUUAACGCCGUGGACUCGGCUCGGUUCCCGCGGCUUCUUUCCCGCCUUCUGCAGAAACUGCACCUGAAGGCUGAAAGCAGCUUCAGUGAAGAGGAGGAAGUAAAACUUCAAAUAGCUUUUUCAUUGGAAAAGCAGGAUCUUCAUCUCAUUCUUGAAACUAUAUCAUUCAUCUUGGAACAGGCAGUCUAUCAUAAUUUGAAGCCUACUUCAUUGCAACAACAGCUGCAAAGCAUUCACCUGGAUCAAGACAAAGCUGAAGCGUUUGCCAGUGCGUGGGCGGCUGCAGGUCAAGAUACAAUUGAAAAGUUCAGGCAGAGGAUUUUGACCCCUCAGAAGCUUGAAACAAUUGGAUGGCAACUUAAUCUUCAAAUGGCAGAGUCCAUGCAAGUGAAGCAGAAGUCUCCUCGAGCCAUGUUAGAGCUGGGAGUGAGCAAUGAAGAUUCAAAGAACCUGAAGAAGGUGUUUGUAGAAUUUAGUCAUCAGGAGCUGUUUGAGUUCUAUAAAAAGCUGGAAACUAUACAAGCACAGCUGGAUUCCCUUACGUGAUGUUUUUGAAGACUUAUUUCUCCAUCACACUCCUGGCACCUCAUUAUUUUGAAUUGAAGAUAGAUUGCCAAGCUGUGUUUGAUGAAGGAUUCAGUGGAUUGCUUCCUGUAAAAUUAUAUGGCUUAUCUCCUUUUAGACCAGUAACAUUAGCCAAGAGUCUUUGUUAAGAGUCUGAAGAUUCUAAUGGACUUUCUCUUUCUUU